AUGAUGAAACAUCGUUUUGAAGUGACAUCAGUUGAUGAACUUAAUCGUGAUAAUACAUCAUUUCAACCAUCGGAAAUAAUUCCAUUAAUCAAUAGUAAAAAUGAAAUUCCAUCAUCAUCAUCUCUAUUAAUUCCUUCAUUUACAACAAUUAAUGAAACUAUUAAACCGUCAACACGAUCAUAUAAUAGUUUUUUACAACAAUUAAAACAAAGUUCAUCAACAACAGAUCUUCGUCAAGAUGUUAAUUCAUCAUUUUUACCGACUAUGCAUACAAAUAAUAAUAGAAAUGUAAAUGUUAAUGGUAAAAUUCAAGAAAUUGAUUCAGCUUAUUCUACAACACAAUCUAAUAAUUAUGAUACGCCUUCUCUUAAUUUAACAAAUAAAUUUCUUUAUGAAUUACGUAUAAAACGUCGUGAAUUACGUGAAAAAACAAGCCAUUUUUCAAUUGAACAACGUAUUGCUUUAAAUCGUCAUGAACAUAAUCAAAAUCGUAAACGUGCACAAGAUAUAUUUGAUAUAAAUUUUGAAUUAAAUGAUAAUGAUAAUUUACAAGAUAAUUUAUUCAAUGAAGAUUUACAAGAAAAAAUUCGAAAUAAUAUUUUUAAUGAAUUAGAUCGUCAACGAAUGAAACAAAUUCAUAAACAACAUCGUCAAUUAAUAUUGGGUCGAGUAAUGGUAAUGAUUUAUACAUCAUUAUUAGUAUUCAUGAGUAUAACAUUAAUUUACGUUGUUAUUGAUUUAUAUAAUCGAGCACAAUAUUUUAAUACAAAAUUGCCAGAUAAUCAGUUUUUAUCAAUGAUUUAUGAUAAAACACCGUAUAAUUGA
This is a messenger RNA of Rotaria sp. Silwood2, 825 nucleotides long. The record is from the annotation of a GenBank genome assembly. Lineage: Eukaryota; Metazoa; Rotifera; Eurotatoria; Philodinida; Philodinidae.